Molecule: messenger RNA, 1623 nt
Organism: Entrophospora sp. SA101
Lineage: Eukaryota; Fungi; Glomeromycota; Glomeromycetes; Entrophosporales; Entrophosporaceae
Source: the annotation of a GenBank genome assembly
AUGGACGUUAAUAAAAAGAAAAAAAGAAAAACCAUUAAUACUAAAAAAGAUAGAAGAAAGACUCUUAAUAUUAUCGAACAGCAAUUAAACAAAGAUUACUAUCAUAAUGAGUGGUAUGUAGAAGGCAUCAAUGUUUCGGAAAAAUUCCGCGAGUAUCAACUAGAUGCUUUAAAAAUGGCUAAAGAAAAAAAUUUGACUUGGAAUUCUAUAUACGAAAUUUUGGUUCAACUACAACCAGUUGAGUCUGGAUUUAGUAAAAAAAUAUCUGAUAUCUUUAAUGAAGUAAGCAGAGGGGUUCCCACAAUUCUCGGCACCAAGAUUUCUGAAGAUUUACAUAGCAUCAAAUACCUUCAUCCAUUUAUAAAUUCGAUAUUCUUUACAUCAGAGCCCAAAUUAUAUGAAGUUCGUUUAAAUCAAGCAAAUGCUGGCUCAAAAACACGGCCAGAUUUUUCUUGUAUAAUAAAUAACAUACCAUUGCUAAACACUGAAAUAAAACCUAUCGGAGUUACUCCACUAAGGAAGAAGAAGGAUUUUAUAAAAGGACAACUUCGUGCAAAAAAGUCAGUGAAUCAGUUAUUAGAUGCAAAGGGUGGACCUGCGAGAGCAUUGUCUGUUAUAAAUAUGGGGGAGAGAUUAGAUUCAUAUGUAAUAGAUUUAAGAUAUGAUGGCCUGUAUCGUUCCUGGGAAUUUGCAAAAACAAAAUUGGUGGUGGAGAAAUCAUCAAUGCCUUCAAUAGAAUCAUCAAUUAUUCAUUUUUUAGCAUUGGAAGAGCAGGUUAAGAUUUUGGCUCAAGAUUUUAUUAAACGUCCAGAGGAUUUCACACCACCAGCUCAAAUUUCUAAUGGAUAUAUUAGAAACGACCCUGAAAGCCCACAACUAAAAAGAUUGCUUAAUAAGUACAAAAGUCCUAGUAGUGUUAAUGGUAGCGAUAAAGAAAGAAGACGUCGUUCUACAAGUGAUAUCGAGAGAAGACGUCGUCGUCAACAAAAAAUUUUAGGGGAGGCAGAUAAUAGUCCUUUUUCGCGUAGUAGUAGAAGAUAUACUGGUAAUUUCGAAGCAUACAGUGGUAGUGGUGGUGAUUUACACGGAUCAAUUUCAAGACAAUUAAAUACGUUAUCAGGAAAUGAGGAACUAUUAUUAUCACAAAGAAAUAAUAAUAAUGAAUUUUAUAGAAACAUGUUAGAAAAUCGUCAACAUCAAGGAAGAAAUAGUAACACUACAUCUUUUUCAUCACCGAUUGGCGAAUACGAAUACUCGCCACGAUUCCCAUUCGAGUUAUUAAGGUUGCAAGGUGGUUUGACUAGAUUUUAUUAUUUAAAUUAUGAAAAACCUGAUGAUAUAUUAGUAAUCAAUCGAAUCCAUAGUGUGCCAUUAUUUUGGUAUUUUAUAACAGCUGAGUUAAUAUUACAAUCUACGAGAUUAUUAUUACAAAAGGAUCAACUAUUUCAAGGUUCAACAUUGGGAAGCUUAGCAGCUAAUUUACCUGCACCAUUUCCAGAUAUAAUUAAAAUUUUAAUAAGAUAUCGAUUAAUAUGGAAUAGUUUAUGGGAAGAUGUUUGUGUCUUGGUGUUUGUAGUAGGAUUUUUUAUAACACUUUCCCCUAUAUUAACAUACUUUGAUUAA